Messenger RNA from Parasteatoda tepidariorum (common house spider), 1599 nucleotides. Lineage: Eukaryota; Metazoa; Arthropoda; Arachnida; Araneae; Theridiidae. The record is from RefSeq and is a predicted model, not a curated record.
CCACCUGGUUAUCUUCUGAUGCUUGAAUUAUAAUUUUAUAACAUGCGAUAGUAAAUGACAUAUAAAUGUUCUUCAAAACAUAUGUCAGAGUAGGUUUGUCACUGGAGGAAAAGGAAGAAUGGAUCUUAAAGCAAUUAGUGUGAUUCUUCUGUUGAGCGUGGCGUUUGCCUCUGCCGCGUCGAAGGAUCGCAACAACAAGAAGUAUAGGGUGGUAUGUUACCUUGGAAGUUGGGCAAACUACAGGCCUGGAGAUGGACAAUUCUCAAUCGAGCAUAUUGAUCCUUUCCUUUGUACUCACGUCAUAUAUGCAUUUGCUAAAUUAGCUGACAACAAGAUAGAUGCUUACGAUCCAUAUCUGGAUUUGAAAGAAAACUGGGGACUUGGAGCAUACCAGCGAUUCAACGCUCUUAAAAAGGCGAAUCCCAACUUGACAACACUUAUUGCUAUCGGAGGAUGGGAUGAGGGCUCCAAAAAAUAUUCAGCAAUGGCUGCCGACCCAGCUGCCCGAGCAACAUUCAUCAAAAGUGUCAUCAGUUUCUGUGAGAAAUAUGGAUUUGAUGGACUUGAUGUGGAUUGGGAAUAUCCAGCCAACCGUGGUGGAAAACCUGAGGAUAAGGAGAACUUUGCUGUUUUGCUGAGAGAAUUGAAAGCUGCGUUUGCAUCUAAUGGGUAUCUCUUAACAGCCGCUGUAUCUGCAGGAGUCAAAACAAUGGAAACCGCGUAUAACAUCCCUGAAAUCUCCAAAUACCUCGAUUUCAUUAACGUUAUGGCAUACGAUUUUCAUGGAUCAUGGGAUGAAGUUGUUGGUCACAAUGCUCCAAUGCGUGUCAGACCAGAAGAAAAAGAUGGUCAAAGGACACUGAAUGUUGAAUAUGCCAUCAAUUACUGGAUUAACAAAGGAGCUCCGAGAAACAAAAUAGUUUUGGGAAUGGGGCUUUAUGGAACAUCCUUCACUUUAACUGAUCCAUCCAAAACUGAUCUUGGUUCUCCAGCUAAAGGACCCGGUAGAGCAGGUCCCAUAACCAAAAAAGACGGAAUGUUAGGAUUCAAUGAAAUCUGCUUGAAUCUUAAACAAGGAUGGAAGGAAGUGGUCCCAGCUAAAGUAGACGCUCCAUAUGCAUAUUCAGGAGAUCAAUGGGUUGGAUAUGAUGACAAAAAGAGCAUUGGAAUUAAGGUUGACUAUUUAAUCAAAGAAGGACUGGGAGGAGGAAUGGUUUGGUCAUUGGAGACUGAUGAUUUCCGAGGAAAUUGCUACGGCGAAAAAUUUCCACUUUUGUCACAAAUUUACACAAAACUUAACGGCCCUGUUGUCAAACCUACCAUUAACCCAAACAUUAAGCCAACAGUUGGACCAAAACCUACUGAAACACCUAAAGAAUUUACUUGUCCAAGUGAAGGUUACUUCAGAGAUCCUCAUAAUUGCUCAGUCUUCUACUAUUGCGUACAAGUAAGCAAAGGUGAAUUGGUUAGGCAUACCUACAACUGCGGAGAGGAUUCAGCUUUUGAUGAAGCUUUAAAAACGUGCGUUUUGAGGAAGAAUGUUCCAGGCUGUUAAUAUUGAGCGGUUUGAAGUUGUUAAAUAAAAGUUUUUAAGUUAUA